AUGCUUCCCAAGGCUCUUCUUCUCCUGUCAGCUGUGGGCAGCUCGCUCGCUGCAGUCGCGAUUGCACCUAGAAGGGCAGCUCAUCCUGAGGACGACCUGGAACUGGAAGUGGUGGCCGGCCCUGGCGAACAGCCACCAUUCAUUGGAGGGCCAGGACGUGGACCACCAGGACGCGGACUGGGACGCGGGCCGUUUGGCAGGCCUCCCUUCUGGAGAAAUGGGGGCUUCAGGCCGCAAAUCGUCACGGUCACUCAGAUUGAGCGGCUAUACGAGACAGGCUGGUCCACGCUCACCGUUACCGAUGAUCCUACCGACUACUUGACAGUUACAGCAGACCCAACGGUAUAUUCGACCGUCACGGCUGACCAAACAGUCACUUCUACGGUCACGGUGGACGUGGACCCAACAAUCUACGAAACUGUCCCGGUGGACGUGGACCCAACAAUCUACGAAACUGUCACGGCUUACCCAACAGUCUUUUCAACUAUUUUCCAGGAUCAGAUCGUUGUCUCGACCAUGGUCUCGGUCCAGACUGUUGUCUCGUUCGCCACCCUUAACGCGACGUUCACAUCCACGGUCACAGCCUCUGGCGGCGCAUCCGGUGCUCCUCUGUUUGGGCCUGCCAUAUCCCUCAUCACGCUCACGCUGCCCGGAACGACGGUCACGUCUGCGGGGUACACGACCACGAUCACGACCACGGCGGGCCCAAGCCCGUCGACUUCUACUAUGACUAUCACGUCUACGGUCACUGGAAACGGGACGGCCACUGCUGGCACCACGCUCAUGCCGGCGCCUGUUCCGACCUAA
Molecule: messenger RNA, 807 nt
Organism: Thyridium curvatum
Lineage: Eukaryota; Fungi; Ascomycota; Sordariomycetes; Thyridiales; Thyridiaceae
Exons: 1
Coding region: 1-807 (268 amino acids)
Source: RefSeq, a predicted model, not a curated record